This is a messenger RNA of Tilletiaria anomala UBC 951, 1410 nucleotides long. RefSeq lists its product as uncharacterized. The transcript is spliced from 3 exons. NCBI's taxonomy places the organism in Eukaryota, Fungi, Basidiomycota, Exobasidiomycetes, Georgefischeriales, Tilletiariaceae. The coding region runs from base 115 to 1176 and encodes 353 amino acids. The record is from RefSeq and is a predicted model, not a curated record.
AUUCAGACUAUCUCGCAUACCACAACACCCCCAAAGCAGUUAGCAACACAGGAAGUGAGACGCACGGUACUGUACGCAAGCAGACAGACCCAAACGCAGGAGAUACCGCCCACCAUGGAAGCCUGGAACAAGUUCACCCAGACCGUCUCGCAGGGCGCCGCCCAGCUUACCCAGAAUGCGGCCCCCGUCGGGGAGAGGCUGACUCGCAAUCUUGGCACCUUGAGCCAACAAGCAAAAGAGCGCUUUGGAGCGGUGGAUGCGCAGGACAUUACCGAGCUUCCCCAAGAAUACAAGGACCUCGAGCACCGAGUAGACGCCCUGCGAAAUGCCCAUCAGAAUAUCAUCCGGGUGACCAAGGUGUACGAGACAGAGGGAUACGACUACCCUGUGCAGGUGCAGGAGUCUUUCAACGAGGUCACCAAGUCGCUUGGACACACAGUCACCUCCUGGGCCGCGACGGCAACGAAACAGGCCAAGGUCAUGGGCGUGAGCGUGCAGCCGACGAGCGCGCCUGCGCAGACGCACAAGACGCUCGCGCACGCCUUCAGUCGCGCCGCCGCGUCCGGCGCACUCGAGCUUGGCGCCGAGCCGGCGGGGAUUGUUGGCGUCAGCUCCCCGAUUUCCCCUAACAGCGCUGCCGCUGCGGGAGGGGCCGAAGGCACAAGAAAGACGUCUGUCGCGGCCGUCGGCGCACAGGAGAGCCGGCUGGGUCAGGCGUUGCAGAAGCUUGCGCUGGCGCAGGACCAGGUGGGCAACGCGCGCUUGAAGCAGGAUGAGGAGAUCAUCACCGGCUUCUAUCAUCCCUGGACGAGCUUCGGCAACCAGAUCAAUCUCGCCAUGAAGGCACGCCAGGCCGUCCGCGAGGCGCGCCUGCACCUCGACUCGUGGAAGCAGACUCUCAAGGCCGCUGAGGUCUCCGGGAGCAGUUCCAAACUCGACCAGUACCGCGCCGAGGUCGAGGGCGCCGAGGACAAGCUGGUCGCCGCAACUGAGGAGGCCAUCGGGCUCAUGAAGAACGUCCUCGAGAACCCCGAGCCGAUCAGAAUCCUCAGUGAGCUCGCCAAGGCGCAAUCCGACUACCACCGCGCCGCAGCGCAGAUCCUCGACUCGGUUCAGUCGGAUAUCUCCCGCAGCGCUAUCUCCAUGGAGUCAGACUACAGGGCCGGUCGGGCGUGAGCAUCGAAUGGGCUUCCCGCCCGAACAGCGUGGACUUGUAGAGGAUUCGGAUUACCGAAUGACAUGCCACCCGCUUUUACCACCGACCAUGCCGUCCACCGCCCGCGGAGUGAUCUGACAUGCUCUGUGCGGUUGGUUCCACACGACGUCUGAUUUACGAAGAUAUGUAUAUUCUGCAAAGCCCCGAUUGAACGCUGCUGUGCGACUAGACUACAUUGUGGGGCGGAAAUAGGC